Blastomyces dermatitidis ER-3 is the source of this 378-nucleotide messenger RNA. RefSeq lists its product as uncharacterized. The coding region runs from base 1 to 378 and encodes 125 amino acids. The record is from RefSeq and is a predicted model, not a curated record. The transcript has a single exon. Lineage: Eukaryota; Fungi; Ascomycota; Eurotiomycetes; Onygenales; Ajellomycetaceae.
AUGGGACAUGACAUGAGGAGAAUGAUACUCAAGCUGACCUCAGGCUUCCGUAGAAUUCCCGCCGGAAAGUGGCCUGGCAACUUCAGACCUCCACAUAUCGGUCUGUUCCCGGGAACCUCAGAACUGGGGUCCGUCCUGAACCCCAAAAUUUUUGUCCUUUGGGCCUUUGAUUCGCAAUUCCAGCAGCAGAAGACGGAGCACUGGGUAACAAUGGACAACCCGAUGUCUCAUUGGAUUCUGAGAAAACGAGAGAACGUAGUGGUACGGGUAGCCUGGGAUUUUUUCGCCUCUCUUGCAAUUCAGCUGGGGAUCAUAAGCAAACGCGAUGUUCUGGAUCUUGGACAGAAAACAUAUGUCUCCAGCGUCGCCGAGCGCUAG